Molecule: messenger RNA, 1034 nt
Organism: Pelodiscus sinensis (Chinese soft-shelled turtle)
Lineage: Eukaryota; Metazoa; Chordata; Testudines; Trionychidae
Source: RefSeq, a predicted model, not a curated record
AAUAGACAAUUUGGUGGUACAAAAAAAAGUGCACAGUGUAAGCUACAGUAUCUGCCAUUGCAAACAGUGGAGAUGCAUUAGUGAAACAUUAUAUGUCUGAUUUUUGUCAGCACAGAUGCAGUUUAAGAAGAAUAUUAUGAGAUAAAUCGCUUUUCCCAAAUCAGAAAACAUGGUGAAGGGCAUAUAUUGCAGUUAUAGACAAGCUAAUGUAUUGUGUCCAAUCUGGAGAUAAGUCAGGGCAGUUCACAGAAGAUAUGAUUCCUACAGUAGGUUUCAAUAUGAGAAAAAUAACAAAAGGAAAUGUUACCAUAAAGGUAUGGGACAUUGGGGGACAGCCAAGGUUUCGAAGCAUGUGGGAGCGCUAUUGUAGAGGAGUCAAUGCAGUUGUUUAUAUGGUGGAUGCAGCAGAUUUAGAAAAAGUAGAAGCUUCAAAAAAUGAACUACACAGCUUAAUAGACAAGCCACAGUUGCAUGGAAUUCCAGUGUUAGUCCUUGGAAAUAAAAGAGACCUUCCCGGUGCACUGGAUGAAAAACAGCUAAUUGAGAAAUUAAACCUUUCAGCUAUUCAAGACCGAGAAAUCUGCUGCUAUUCUAUUUCCUGUAAAGAAAAGGAUAACAUAGACAUAACAUUACAAUGGCUUAUUCAGCACUCCAAAUCAAGGCAUUGUUGAAGAAAACUUUUGCUGAAGAUUACUUUUCAUUCCAAAUCACACUGUCCUCCAUCUGCUAUACACUACUGGAAAAAAAGGAAUGAAACUAAAUACUACCCAGGACUCACUUUCACUAGAUUUGUUAACAAAUGUAAAAUUUCAGUCAAUGAUGGCCUUUGAAAAACAAACAUACAUACAUCCAGAAUGUUUGUCUGUCUGUCCUAAAAGCCUGUUCAGCCUAAAACGGAAAAAAAAUUAUGCAUGUGAAUUGUCAACAGUUUAGUAAUUUUUUUUAAUAUGAAGCUGAAUAAAUUGCACAGUAGAAACUGGUGUGUCUUAUUGUAAGGUGUAUUAGAGAGAUGAUGUAUAAACAUAUGCACACAA